AUGGGCGACGAGCAUCGCUGCCUGCCUCCUCCCCCUCGCUACUUUACUCGCCCACACACGUCGCCCGUGCGUGGCCACGCGCCCGUGCUGUCCCCUCCUGGCUCUAGUGCUCGCCCACCGCACCAGCCGUCUCUGCCUCGACCCGCUCCCACCGCGCCCGCUUUGCCGGCCGGCGCGUCGCCCGCUGCUGCGGCGCGCCUCACUGCUGCCCUCCCGUCCAUGCGCCCACGCGCUAUCCUCGCCGGCCUCACCCACCGCGCGCAGCCCUGGCCGCCAACGCUCUGCCGCUGUGCCAUGCCUCUCCCCGCCGCGGCCAUCCCUCUUCCGCCUCCCCUGGCCGCCGGCGCCGACAUGUGCCGUGCGUGCCCAGCGCCCGUUCGCCUGUGCGCCCGUUAG
Molecule: messenger RNA, 396 nt
Organism: Aegilops tauschii subsp. strangulata
Lineage: Eukaryota; Viridiplantae; Streptophyta; Magnoliopsida; Poales; Poaceae
Source: RefSeq, a predicted model, not a curated record